This is a messenger RNA of Anthostomella pinea, 2076 nucleotides long. Lineage: Eukaryota; Fungi; Ascomycota; Sordariomycetes; Xylariales; Xylariaceae. The record is from the annotation of a GenBank genome assembly.
AUGGGCACUCUAAGGCCAUUAACUAGUGAGGAUAUCAGAGAGGCAGAUGCUGCGGCGCACAAGCGCCUCAAGGUAGGGUUCGAGGCAAAGUUCGAGAAGCUCCAGGCGCAGCUCGGGGAGGAAACGCCGCAGCAGCUCGAGGACCGGCUCGCCAAGAAAGCCGAAAUCACGAAAACUAUGAAGUCAGAUUUUGAACCGGGCGACAACGGAAUGCUCGUGCCGACCCCAAAGCUCAAGGUGCUGGAUUUGGAUGACCUUGCCGACAUACGUGGAGUCUUGCUCGAGUUGACCGAACGCUCCCUUUGCACAGAAGAAAUCCAGAAGUCUUUGGGAACGGUCGUAGAAGAGUUCGUGGAUAGAUCCAGUUUUUACACCCAAGCAGGGCCAGACGCUGAGAAGGUUUUGAAGGAUCAACCAUACCUUCACCUCGAAGCUUGGGAGCACGUCCGCAAGUUGAAGGAAAUCGAAUCUCCACUCACUGCCUACGCCGAGAAACUCUUCGUCACGGGAAUUAAGCCGCUUGGUGUUGGAAUCGAAGGUCUCUCGACAAAAGUUACCAAUGCAAUAGAGGAGGGAGAGAAGGACAGCCCCAAGACUGGACUUGAGGCGAAUCAUCACUACGCGAUGGAUGGAAAUGAUGGAUUCCAGGAGGCACUGGAUGAGGCCCACCGAAGCGAUGGAGAGGGAGUUGCCCACACGCGUUAUGUGGAAUAUAGAGGGGGAAGCGAUGGAGAGGAAAGCGACGAAGAGUCAAGCGAUGGAGAGUUAAGCCAACGAAGGCUGGAUGGGCCGGUGGGCGGCUUGAGCUUGACUGGAGGCACACCGGUUAUCGAUCUCGGUCCCGUCGUGCGACGGACAAAGCGACGUACGGCUCACCAACCAACAUCAAUCCCCAACCAAUAUCGCCGGAUCCGGGAUCAUUAUUGCAACGUCAUACGACCACUUGGAGCCAACUUCGCGGGUAACAGAGGUCAUACAUCGGCUGCCGAAGACGAUUCUUUGUUCGAGCGAAACGAGUUACCCCUGAAUGAGCAUUCCGAAACACUCUCAAAGGAUGUACUGGAUGAACUCAGAGACGCAAAAGGUUAUAAACGCCUUCGCCGAGUUUGUGACGAACUACGGUCCCUUUCAAAGAAGGAGAUCCUCCUCCCAGGCUUUUUGAGCGAUGUGGCGGAUAUGUACGACAGCGCAAUUAGCGAGCUUCGUGAAGAGAAAAGGGUCGCCAAACCACUUCUCGACCAGAUGCGUUAUAUCCUAGAAGCAGUGAAAGGCAUUUUCGAUACCACGGAGGCUCGCAUCGUCCAGAGGGACGAGGAGCUGGAGCAGCUGAGGAAGGCAUCGGAAACCUUGGACGCGGCUCGGAAAUUUGCUGAACGCAGGCUCCAAUUGCUGAAGGUGCAGCAGGAUCUGGUGGAAAGCGGCAUUGAACAGUUUAAGAUUAAUAUCACUGAAUUCAAAAAGCGUCCCGAUGCUAGCAGUGUUGAGAAUCACCAGUCAGCGUCAGCCCGCGCGGAAGCAACCCGCAACCCCCACGGUCCAACCCUCGACAUCAUCGAAGCAAUAGUCCGCGACAAUCCGACCCGAGCGUGCGAAGAAGACAUCCGCAUCGCCUACCAGAAAAUCAUUUCUGCGGCUGAGGAGGAUGCGAUUCUCCAUGAGGCCUCGGCCGGCCUGAAGGUCGUCAUGGAACGGCUCGUGAGCUCUGCAUCUGGUUCGUUUGGGGCUCAAACUACCAAGAACGCUCUGGCUUGUAUGAAACAAGUCCUCGACAUCGCCGAUCAGAGAAGGAAACAGAUGAAAGAAAAAAUUACCUGGCUAAACGAGUGUUUGACGAAUGCAGAUAGCAUCGAGAAGAAAACGAUCAAGCGGUUGGAGACUAGUCUACCGCAGUUCAAACCAGUGAAUGCACUUCUCCUGGUGAAUUUAUACGACAGGCAGGGAAAAGUUGUCAAUCAACGAAUUUCCUUGAAGGAGCGCAGAGAUGAUCUGCAGAAACAAGUGGCUCACUACAAGGGGGUGCUCGACGGUAUUACUCCCUCGGACAACAUUCACGGAACUGCUGGAAAAUCUACGUAA